This is a messenger RNA of Rhodotorula graminis WP1, 6051 nucleotides long. RefSeq names its product glycosyltransferase family 2 protein. Bases 1 to 6051 code for a protein of 2016 amino acids. NCBI's taxonomy places the organism in Eukaryota, Fungi, Basidiomycota, Microbotryomycetes, Sporidiobolales, Sporidiobolaceae. Gene Ontology annotation, molecular function: glycosyltransferase activity. The transcript is spliced from 5 exons. The record is from RefSeq and is a predicted model, not a curated record.
AUGCGCUUCCCGCGCAAGGCAGCACGAGCACUGCGCUACGUCGUCAUCGCCGCCGCCGUCGCCGCCCUGUGCUGGUCCCGCGCCUGCAGCCCCAUCUCGCUCCGCCUCGACUCGAGCACCGCGUCGCCCAGGCUCGCACCGCCGCCAGUCGACUACGCGUGGGGCUCGAUCCUCCACCGCUACCAGAACCACCCGCGACCCGCCCGAGCCAGGCGCCAACUGCCAUGGCCCUCGCCCGCCGACCCCGACUCGCCGCGAGCGCAACCACGGCGACACCAAGGCGAGCCGGCGCGCGCACGAGCUCCGCCGAGGGUCCUUAUCGUCACGUCCGAGCUGUCGGGCCUGCACAAGAACGGCGGCAUCGGCACCGCCUUCCGCGAGCUCGCCCACGCCCUCGCCGACGCCGACCUCGAGACGAGCAUCCUCGUCGCCCACCUCGCCGACACGUUCCCGCACAAGAAGCGCGACGCCCUCACCGCCGAGCUCGCCGACAAGCGCAUCCGCCUCCUGUUCGUCGACAAGGAGCCGCAGCCGUUCUGGCCCCAGGCCUGGACGCCCGUCGCCUCGAUGCGAGUCUGGCGGUACCUGCGCGCGCACGACGGCGAGUGGGACGUCGUCCACUUCCCCGACAACACCGGCAUCGGCUACUUCUCGGCGCUCGCCAAGCACGAGGGCCUCGCGCUCGUCGACAGCCGCAUCGUCGUCGGCCUGCACGGCGCAGACGUCGAGUGGGCCGCCAUGCUCAACAAGCGGUACCCGGUCGACAAGUACGCUGUCGAGCUCGGCGUCUUUGAGCGCCGCACGGCCGAGUGGGCCGACGCCGUCGUCGCGCCGAGCGACUACAUGCUCGAGUACGUGCGCCAACGAGGGUGGGCCGUCCCGCACGACUCGUUCGUCAUCCCGAACGUCGUCCAGGUCCCUGCCCUGUCGAACGGCGACCGCUCCAGCGCCGUGUCGGCGAGCGGCGCGGUCGGGCCCGUCACCGAGCUCGUCUUCUUCGGCCGGCUCGAGGAGCGCAAGGGGACCCGCCUCCUCAUCGCCGCCCUCGAGAACCUGUACUCGCUCGACCCGGUCCCGCCCGCACUCGCCGCCGUCCGCCACAUCACGUUCCUCGGCCGCGACCAGCAGGACCUCAAGACGCGCAGCGAGGCGAGCUGGCUCCUCGCCGGCGCGCUCGACGCCAUCAAGCAGUACACGAACGCGACGUUCUCGCACCAGUUCCUCAGCACGAUGGACCGCGACGAGGCGCUCGCGUACCUGCAGAACUCGUCGCGCCUCGCCGUCCUCCCCUCGCUCGCCGACAACUCGCCGAGCACCGUCCUCGAGUGCAUCGCGCACGGCGUGCGCUUCAUCUCGAGCAGCAUCGGCGGCAUCCCCGAGCUCAUCCACCCGGCCGACCGCGACCAGGUCGUGUUCGCGCCGCUCGUCAAGGCCUUCUCGGCCAAGCUCCGCGAGACGCUCGAGCGGCUCGAGACGGCACCGUGGACGUCGGUGCGGCCCGCGCCCGAGACGCAGACGGCGGCGAGCGACUGGGUCGCCUUCCACCACUGGAUCGUCGAUCGCCCGGCCGAGGUCGGCCCGAGCGCCUCGUCGUUGGACCUCGUGUCGGCCGCCGACCCUCUCGAGCCGCUCGUCACCAUCUGCGUCACGCACUACGAGCGGCCGCACCUCCUCCCCCAGCUCCUCGACUCGCUCGUCCACCAGACGUUCGCCCAGUUCGAGGUCGUCCUCGUCGACGACGGCUCGACCUCGCCCGAGACGCUCGCCGCCCUCACCGACCUCACGUCUCGGUACAUCGCCAACUCGACCCUCCUCGCCGGCCGUCCGUCAUGGUCCUUCCGCCAGAUCGCCAACUCGUACCUCGGCGAGGCGCGCAACGUCGCCGCGUCGUCGGCCCGCGGCCGAUGGCUCCUCUUCCUCGACGACGACGACGUCCUCAAGCCGCACGCGCUCGCGACGCUCCUGUCGGUCGCACAGCGCACGGGCGCACGGGCCCUCUCGACCUGGCUCGACGAGUUCGCGAGCGACGCCGACCCGCUCGCGCCCCGGCCCGAGGGCGUCGACCUGCCGCACCGUCGCACCUACUGGUUCCUCGGCCAGGAGCUGAGCGCGGGCCUCCUGUCGAACGCGUACGGCAGCGGCAACGUGUUCGUCGCGCGUGAGACGUUCGACCGCGUCGGCGGCUUCUCGACCUACCGCGAGGUCGGCGGCGAGGACUGGGAGUUCUACACGCGGCUCGCGCUCGAGGAGGGCGAGAAGCACCUCGUCGUGCCCGAGGAGCUCAUCUUUGCGAGGAGCGACCCGGCGAGGGCGAGCAUGAAAUGGACGAUGGACCCGUGGGACGCACACUUCCACGCGACCGUCCCGAUCCUCAACGACCCUCGGAUCCAGUCGCUCAACCUCGCGCCGGCCGUCCAGUUCCUCAAGAGCAUCGUCACGCGCGAGCAUCUCGUCCCGCCAUUCGCCGACUCGCGCCGCGACUUUCAGCUCAGCCAGGGCUGGGGCGGGUGGACCUACUCGUUCGAGCCGGCCGGGCCGUCCGAGGAGCUCCUCCUGUCGCCCGAGCGCCACGGCAUCGUCGACGACUCGUCGUUCAUCAUGGACCGCGAGCACCCUCGCCGCCCGUUCAUCGACGACGCCAACCAGCUCCCGUUCGUGACGCCCGAGGGCACCGGCGUCGCGGCGGUGCGCACGUUCCGCUCGCCCAAGGCGAUGCACGUCGCCGUGGAGGCGUCGUACCGGUCGUUCCACGAGUGCGGCGACGGGACCCGCCUGUCGCUCGUCCUCGUGCGCAGCCGCGGCGAGGUGCCCGAGGUCCUGCACGAGUGGCAGACGAUGGACGACGGCUUUGCCGAGUUUGCCGGCGAGACGUCGCUCCGAGUCGGCUCGACCUUGUCGCUCGUCAGCGACCCGCUCGAGUCGGACGAGUGCGACCGAGUCGAGGUCACCCUGCGCCUGACGCCCGUCUCGCCCGAGAAGAUGGGCUGGUCGGGCCUCGCUCGCGCCGCCAUGUGGAAGCAGGCCGAGGCGCGCAAGGCGGCCGAGCAUGCCGCCGUCGCCAAGCGCGCCAACGACUCGUUCCCGCUCUUGCCCGACGGCGAGCUGCACUACACGCCGUCCGAGCCGGUCCAGCAGGCGGCGACGACCGACGACAAGGUGUUCAACGUGGCCCUCAUCUUUGACCGCCACCGCCUCGAGCACGUCCAGUCGGUCAUGCGGUCCGUGCGGCACUUUACGACCUCGCGCGACCUCGUCUUUCACCUCGUCGCGCCUCCCGAGCUCCACCACACGCUCGAGAAGGAGUUCAACGGCGCCGGCACGACGGUGCGCACCUACGACCACGCCCUGUGCGGCUUUGUCGUUCGCAAGGUCCUCGCCUUCUCGAACCCGGACAUCCACACGUCGGCGCACUGCAAGAUGUUCCUCACCGAGAUCAUCACCAUCGCCGAGCGCGUCCUGUACCUCGACACGGACGUCACGGUCGUGUCGGACCUCGCCGCGUGCUACGGCGAGCCCGUCGCUCGACCCGGCGCGCUCGUCUCGAUGGGCGUCGACAUGGGCGACGUGUGCCAGCGCACGCCCGACCUGUGUUGGCCGAUCGGCCUGCACAUGCGCGUCCCGCCCGGGCUCGUGUGCGGCAACGUGCCCUCGCGCGCCGUCGCCGGCGUCGAGCCGGCGUCGUGCGCCCACGAGGGCGAGCUCGAGACGGUCCAGGUCAACGGCGGCGUCGCCCUGUUCGAGCUCGCCAAGAUGCGCGAGGUCGGGUUCGUCGAGCGCUACGUCCAGUCGGUCGUGCACCACUACCGCAUGAUGGGCAACGUCGUCGCCAAGUGGGGCGAGCAGGACUUUGUCAACUCGUACUUUCGCCUCCACCCGGAUGAGCUCGAGCUCCUGCCGUGCGGGUGCAACUACCAGUGGUUCGGCGCACGGCGCGAGGUCAUGUGCGGCGCUCAACCCGUCGCCAUCGCCCAUCACUGGUCGCACGGCAUCGCGGCGAGGAACAAGGAGCCGUACAACGUCCUCUUUCACCACUUCCUCGACGCCGAGCCCGACGCAGUCGUUCCUCCCGUGCCCGACCUGUCGUACUCGGCCCCGGGCGCGCCCAACUCGUCGUCGAUCGAGAUCGAGCACUCGCUCGACUGCCCUCGGCAGACCCACUCGUGCACGACGCAGCGAGUCGGGACCGAGUACGGCCAGAACGUCAUCGUCCUGUCGCGCAUCCUCACCGAGACGUUCGCGGCCGACCAGGUCGACUCGCUCGAGGCGCAGAUGUACCCGGCCCUGUCGCAGGCCAUCGCCUACCGUGCCGGCGAGGUCGACGUCCCAUCGCCGUCGUUCCAGCGAGACGAGCUCGCCCUGCUCGCCGACCCGGCCGACGAGUACGGCGCCCUGUGCGCCAAGUGCGGGUCGCUCGCCGCUCGAGGCGAGGCCUGCUCGUCACCGCCGACCGGCGCGAUCGAGCGUCGGGCCUACUUUGACUGCGUCUGCGCCCUGCCCGACCGCAACGCGCUCGUCGUGCGCGACCUCGAGGCGUUCGCGCGAGACGACGGCGGCUGGGUCACCUACCUUGACGACUCGGCCCUGUUUGUCGCUCCCGAGUCGCUCUCGCUCCUCAUGGCCGAGGUCGACGCGCGAGACCAGCUCGUCCUGUUUCGGUCCAACACGAGCUCGCGCGAGCAGGAGCGCACGUUCCGCCACAAGAUCCUCCCGCGGUCGCCUCUCGACGGCGUCGGGUUCCUCUUCCACUCGUCGCACCUCGACCUGUCGACCUGGAGCAGCGACACGCGGUGCGGCAAGUGGGCGACCUUGACUCGCCUCGCGACCCGUCUGCGCCUCAAGUGGCUCGACCUCGUCCCGACGAUGGAGCACCCGCUCCAGCGCCAUCUUCCUGCGACGCCCGCCGCCGAGUUCAAGCUCUCGGUCAUCGUCCUCGAGACGCAGGGCCGCAUCGCCUGGGCGCCCACGGUGCUCGACGUCGUCCAGUCGCCCGAGCUCGAGCCUCUCGUCGGCGAGGUGGUCGUUGCGAGCGUCGACAGCCCCGAGGGCGUGUACGGCGACGACGUACCGGUCGUCAAGCCGCCGAUCGGGUCCGGCAUGUCGCAGCUCGCGUCGGUCGUCAAGGGCGAGCGCGUCUUGAUCCUGAGCGACAGCGUUCUCCUCGACAAGCCGGCCAUUACCGCCCUCCUCACCUUCCACCUCGACCACCCAACUCGGCUCCUCGGCAUGUUCACCGAGACGGACGACGGGCCCGAGGGCGGCGAGUUCUCGGCACCUCUCGACACGUCGCCCGACACGUUCGACUCUUUCUCCGAGCCGGACGCGCUCGUCGGCGUCGCCUCGUGGCACCACCUCCGCCCUCGCGUGCUCCUCACCCCGCGCUCGCACCUCGACGAGCUCGCCUCGCUCCUCUCGUCCCUCCCCGCCGACGCUCCGCCCGUCCACCCGAUGUGCCACCCCGUCCUCCUGUCGGCUCUUGCGGCGCGAGCGUCGGGCCAUGCGCCGCUGCGCGUCCUGCCGCCGAGGCGGAGCGUCGUCGACCGGGUCCACGACUGCCGGGUGCGCAACUGGGCCGACGUCGACUACGGCCGCACGGCGGGAGACUGGGCGGUGCCGGUCGAGCACGUCGAGGACGAGAGCGACGCCGAGGGGUUCGAGGGCCUCGCCGGCGGCGACGAGGCGCUUGACGAUGAUGAGGACGAUGGCGACGAGGUCGAGCUGGACGGAGCGGCGGCGGCGGACGAGGGCGAGGACGAGGAGGUGCAGUCGAGGCUGCGGAAGCGCGAUGCGGUACUUGACGGCGAGGUCGGGGCGGUUGACGGCGACGAGGGUGAGGUGGACGAGGCCGACUUCCCGAUCCCGCCCUCGCUCGACGAGUGCCACGCAGUCGUUCGCGAGCUGCUCGGCGACGACGCCGACAAGUGGCUCGUGUCGGGCUCGCAGGUGGGUGUGGCUGGACCCCUCGGCGUGCGAGUCGGGCUCGAGGACGCAGCGACGAUUGACGACGAGCGGUGGAGGGCCGCGAGGAGGUCCGAGCGGUGCCUCAGGGUCUGA